GAAAUCCUGGAUAGAAAAUACUUUCACCAAGAGGGAGUGUGUGUAUAUUAUACCAAGUUCGAAAGACCCCCACAGAUGCCUUCCAGGAUGUCAGAUUUGUCAGCAACUUGUCAGGUGCUGUUGUGGCCGCUUGGUCAGACAACAUGCUUGUUUUACUGCAAGCCUUGCUAUGAAAUACUCCGAUGUGAAGCUGGGUGAAAACUGUAAUCAGGAAAUAGAAGAAUGGUCAGUGGAAAAACAUACAGAACAGACAUCUACCGAUGCUUAUGGUGUCAUCAACUUUCAAGGUGGCUCUCAUUCUUACAGGGCUAAGUAUGUGCGAUUGUCAUAUGACACUAAGCCUGAAGCUAUUCUGCAACUUAUGCUUAAAGAAUGGCAGAUGGAGCUGCCGAAGCUUGUUAUAUCUGUACAUGGGGGCAUGCAGAAAUUUGAACUUCACCCACGCAUCAAACAGUUGCUUGGCAAAGGUCUUAUUAAAGCUGCAGUAACAACGGGAGCCUGGAUUAUAACUGGAGGAGUGAACACAGGUGUUGCAAAACAUGUUGGUGAUGCUCUACGAGAACAUGCUUCCAGAUCAUCUCGAAAGAUUUGCACUAUUGGGAUUGCUCCAUGGGGUGUGAUUGAAAACAGAAAUGACCUUGUUGGAAGAGAUGUAGUUGCUCCAUAUCAAACCUUGUUAAACCCAUUAAGUAAACUAAACGUCCUAAAUAACCUCCAUUCCCAUUUCAUUCUGGUGGAUGAUGGAACAGUUGGAAAGUAUGGAGCAGAAGUUAAACUGCGGAGAGAACUGGAAAAAACUAUUAAUUUGCAACGGAUCCAUGCAAGAAUUGGCCAAGGUGUGCCUGUGGUGGCACUUGUAUUUGAAGGUGGCCCCAAUGUCAUACUCACAGUUUUAGACUUCCUUCAAGAAAGUCCUCCUGUGCCGGUGGUAGUAUGUGAAGGAACUGGUAGAGCUGCAGACAUAUUGGCAUAUGUUCACAAGCAAACAGAGGAGGGAGGGUAA
Messenger RNA from Pterocles gutturalis (yellow-throated sandgrouse), 1003 nucleotides. RefSeq names its product transient receptor potential cation channel subfamily M member 7-like. Gene Ontology annotation, biological process: monoatomic cation homeostasis; monoatomic cation transmembrane transport; calcium ion transport. The transcript has 7 exons. NCBI's taxonomy places the organism in Eukaryota, Metazoa, Chordata, Aves, Pterocliformes, Pteroclidae. Bases 170 to 1003 code for a protein of 277 amino acids. Gene Ontology annotation, molecular function: calcium channel activity. The record is from RefSeq and is a predicted model, not a curated record.